Molecule: messenger RNA, 806 nt
Organism: Schistosoma spindalis
Lineage: Eukaryota; Metazoa; Platyhelminthes; Trematoda; Strigeidida; Schistosomatidae
Source: the annotation of a GenBank genome assembly
ACCUAAUGGAAUUAGUACAACCUUGAUUGUUAGAUCAAGGUCGCACAUGAUAUCGUUUGUUGAAAUCGUAUAGUCUUCUGAUUGGAUAGGCUAAUUAGUAUAUAAACUGAUUUUCUGUCGUCCGUACUUCCGAUUAGUACUUUGACGCUCAGCAUCGUUCUAGUCAUGAUGUCUAUGGAGGAAAUCAGAGCACUUUUUGAUUAUGCAGAUACCGACAAAUCGGGGAAACUUUCCUCGAAAGAAUUAAAGAGGAUAUUAGAAUUAAAUUCUAAUCGCAAACUGUCAGAACAUGUUGUUCAAAAAUUUAUGGAAAAAUACGAUCUGGAUGGUGAUAAAGAGUGGGGCAUUGAUGAACUGGUCCAGUUUUUUUCCUCAUGAGUAAUAUGAUACGCAAAAUGAAUGUAUUGCUUUUUAUUCCUAUAUAAAUUAAAUUCCUGUUUACCAAUAUUAUGUUCUUCAUGCAAUUAGAAUUGCGACUAUAGUUAAUCAGUAACAAAGGUAGAUGUAAUUACCUCGUUCCCGUGUUUUUUAUACGUUCUAAUGAGCAGAUACUAUUUAUUCAUCAUCGUUCUCGAUGUUCAGAUGAUCAGUCUGCAGUAUAGCUAACAGCCUCGACCUGAAGCGGUUUCAUGAAUCGCUAGUCUAAAGCUAGGGAACUAAGAGUAGACUUCCUAGUGUAACCUUUCGAGUGAAGUUUUCUUCGUGGGCACUUCGAAAAGCUGACAAACUGGCGUCACAGGACGAUCCGAUAAUUAUCUAGCCAAAGCUUCAAAUAACUGCAGAUAGAAUGUCCGUCACGAAAAGGC